UCAUUGUUCCACUGUUCGACUAUCAAUGUCCCACUGUUCCACCGUCAUUGUUCCACUGUUCCACCAUCUCUGUUCCACUGUUCCACUGUUCCACCGUUCAAACAUUGUUCCACUCUUCCGUCAUCUCUGUUCCACUGUUCCACCAUCUCUGUUCCACUGUUCCUCUAUCGCUGUUCCACUGUUCCAGCAUCAUUGUUCCACUGUUCCACCAUCAUUGUUCCACUGUUCAACCAUCUCUGUUCAACUGUUCCACCAUGACUGUACCACUGUUCCUUCAUCAUUGUUCUACUGUUCCACCAUCAUUUUUCCACUGUUCCACCAUCGCUGUUACACUGUUUCACCAUCUCUCUUCCACUGUUCCAGUACCAUUCUUCCACCAUCUCUGUUCUACUGUUCCACUGUUCCACCCUCACUGUUCCAGCCUUCCAUCAUUUCUUUUCCACUGUUCCACCAUCGCCGCUCCACAGUACGACAAUCAAUGUUCCAUUCUCCCACCAUCAUUUUUCCAUUGUUCCACCAUCUCUGUUCCACUGUUUCAGUAUCAUUCUUCAACCAUCUCUAUUCCACCGUUCCACCAUCUCUGUUCCACUGUUCCAUCAUCACUGUUCCACUAUUCCAAUAUUAUUAUUCCACUCUUCCGGUAUCUACUCUUUCACAGUUUCACCAUCACUGUUGCACUGUCCGGCUAUCAAUGUUCCACUUUUCUACCACCAUUGUUCCAUGGUUCCAUCAUCACUGAUCCAAUGUUCCACUAUCUUUGUUUCACUCUUCCUGUAUCAUUGUUCCACAAUCUCUGUUCCAAUGUUCCACUGUUCCACUGUUCCACCAUCACUGUCCACGGUUCCACUAUCACUGUCCCACCGUUCCACUAUCUCUGUUCCACUGUUCCACUGUUCCACUGUUCCACCACCACUAUUCUACUGUUCCACUGUUCCACCAUCACUAUUCCACUGUUCCACUGUUCCACUGUUCCACCAUCACCGUUCCACUGCUCCACCAUCUCUGUUCCACUGUUCCACUGUUCCACCAUCACUGUUCAACUGUUCCAACAUCUCUUUUCCAUGGUUCCGCCAUCAUUGUUGCACUGUUCAACCAUCUCUGUUCCACUAUUCCACCAUCACCGUUCCACUGUUCCACCAUCUCUGUUCCACUGUUCCACCAUCAUAUGUUCUACUGUUCCAUCUUCUCUGUUCCACUGUUCAAACAUUAUUGUUCCACUAUUCCGCCAUCACUGUUCUACUGUUCCAC
This is a messenger RNA of Porites evermanni, 1248 nucleotides long. NCBI's taxonomy places the organism in Eukaryota, Metazoa, Cnidaria, Anthozoa, Scleractinia, Poritidae. The record is from the annotation of a GenBank genome assembly.